AGUGCUUCAAUUUCUAUUAGUACUUAGAGGAGGCGCAAUUGGGAGGGGUACAAGUUGCAGCCAGUUUUCGUUGAGCUUUGGUGUCGCACUUGAGCCUGAGGUGUUGGAACAACUGACAACAUGGACAUCUUUCUCUCGUACAUCCUGCUUAGCUCGUUUUUGCUUCGGUUUGUCAAGACGGUGGACGCUUUGGCGCUUCUGAUUGGCGAGUGCUGAUGUCUUCACUGCUCUUUGUAGUACAAGGGGUAUCUUUCCUGCAAGGAUUUUGAAGCGAGCCGUUGCUCCAUGGGGCACACUUAAGAGGGGGAAGUUCUGAAAAUCAUGGCGUCACCUGGUUAUGGCAUCCCCAACUAUGGUACAGUCAGCGAUGCCGAUGUCAACCAGCUGCUGGAGCAGUUUGAGGAUGAGAACAUGCUGAGUCUUUACUUGGGGAGCCACCGCGCUGGCGAAGGCCAAUCGGGCGCCUUCGCUGAUGUUGGCGAGCUCACGCCUUCCUACCUGCAAGACGAGGAUGGGGGACUGGAUAACGACUUGGCUGCAAGGCUGGCUGCUCUCAAAGCUCCUCGAAACGGCAACUCCCAAGGUGACGGAAAAAAUAGCGCUGCAAACGCAGGCCGCCCUCCUACCACAACGUCUAAUAAGGAGGAGGUCAGGAAGAACAGUCCUCCAGAGGGGAAGCUGUCUCCGGAGUUGUCCAGACCAGGUGCAGGUGGAGAGUUUGGGUCAAAGUCUGGGCCCAAAGAUGGAGUGAGAAAUGAUGGUCAGACGGGCCUCCCUGUGGUGCAAGCUGCGGAUAAGCAUGUGGAGCCCGAUCCAGAUGAUGUAACAAGCCUAGGGAACGACCUGGCAAGCAGGCUUCGAAAGCUGAAGGGGGGGGCAAACCAGAGGGGAUUGCCGGACGUCGAUGUCUCCAAGGGCAACGCUGCGGAGGCUGAGAGGUAUGCCUCAUUGAAGAAGCGAACAACCAACGGAACGGCAACCGACGUGGCUGCGGCCAAUGAGGAGUGCAGCGAGAAGCAAGCGGCCCAACAAGUUGCUGGACCUUCUGGGGCGCCAUUCAUCGAUCUUUCACGAGGGGGGGCGAAGAAGCAAGCGGUGGAGGUCGCAGGCCGAGGGAAGGUGAGGGAGUCAUGGAGCAACCCCUUGGCAGGCCUGUUUGGAAGGCAAAGUUCUUCUGCGAAGUCUGGCAGGGCGCCAGCCCCGCCGGCAGGACCAACAGAUGGGCCUCGUGAUCUGGACAACACGGAACGGCGAGCUCGUGAAGUGUUGGCUGGAUUCUCAAACGGUGGUGAGGGCGCUAACCGGAGUAGCAGGAAAAAUGGACGGCCAGGAUCGGCAUCGUCAUCGAUAGACCCCAGUUCCGCUCUGUUUCGAGAUUUGCAGUCCGUGCGAGUUCCCCAGGCUGAGGGGGCGUAUGACCAGGUAAUCAAAGAGGAGCAGAAAGAGCUGUCGGAAGUGGAGGCGUUGCUAGCUGCUAUGCGCGACGACGUCCGUAUCAGGAGGGAAAGACAGGUACCGGGGCUGGAAGUGGCUGCGGGUGAGCACUCGCACCGGGAGGAAGAGGACGGUUCCUUGGAUUCGGACUCGGAGCUUUCUGAGGAGCAUAAGAAAGAUGAUAAGAAAGUCGAAGAGAUUGCCGCUUGGGCUGUUGAUGCGGCUAGCCUCGAGGUGAUGGCGCUCUUGGGUCCCGGCAUGUCCUUGUCCACGAGCUCGUGGGGCAUCGUCAUAAGUUCGAAUACCGGUUUGAAAAUGGACUUCUGCCCGGUACAGGAGAGCGGGAAAACGGGCCGAAAAAAGGACUUUUGCCGGGCGCAGGAGAGCAGGCAGACGGGUCAGUAA
Messenger RNA from Klebsormidium nitens, 1839 nucleotides. The record is from the annotation of a GenBank genome assembly. NCBI's taxonomy places the organism in Eukaryota, Viridiplantae, Streptophyta, Klebsormidiophyceae, Klebsormidiales, Klebsormidiaceae.